CACCUUUAAGACCCUGCAUCUAAAAAAAAACCUCAACGAAGAGCGGAAAUUUCGAGAGCAGACGGUUGAAGCAGAAGGGAGAGGGGAGAGGAGAGAGUGCUGAAGUUGUAAGAUACCGCCUGUUUCUCUCAAACUACUGAACUACAAAGAUUACAAAUCCGCUCUGCCUGUGUUUACCAGUCCAGAACCCAAAGAGGGUCACAAAUUUCCCUGUUUUUGAGUAAAACAGGCUGGUUUUGAGUUGCACCACUCCCAACGGCCCUAGAACUGGUCCAUUAGCAUAACCAUUUGUGAUAGCCCUUGCACACAAGUGUUACACCAGGGUUCGCUGUUGAAGUGAAGACCCUCCGGAGUCUUCACCGCGCGCGGAGGGGGAAGAGGUAUAUCGCCGCUGUGGAAACAAAACCUGGGAGAAAUCACACUCCAGUACUGAUGUAAGUCAGUGGAAGCACCGAACAUGACCUAAAGCGCAUCAGGCGUUUCCACACGACGCUGUACACAGUGGCUCAUCAGAUCUCCCUAAAAAUCACUUCAUGGGUCAAAGCCAAAAUGGCAGGAAGGAAACAGACACCGGGUAAAAAAGUCAAAGCCAAACCAUCAGCAAAGAAGGCAGCAAAGCCUAAAGCGGUCAAAGCCAAGCCGGCAUCAAAGCCUAAAGCAGCAAAAGCCAGACCACCAGCAAAAAAGGCAACAAAGGCGAAAGCAGUCAAAGCCAAGCCGGCAUCAAAGCCUAAAGCAGCGAAAGCCAGACCACCAGCAACAAAGGCGAAAGCAGUCAAAGCCAAGCCGGCAUCAAAGCCUAAAGCAGCGAAAGCCAGACCACCAGCAACAAAGGCGAAAGCAGUCAAAGCCAAGCCGGCAUCAAAGCCUAAAGCAGCGAAAGCCAGACCACCAGCAACAAAGGCAACAAAGGCGAAAGCAGGAGUUAAAGGAGAGACAUCCACCAAAAAGCGGACAAAGGAUCAAGGGAACAGUGAGCCACCGAAGAAGAGGAGAAAGACUCAGUCAGUGGGGGAGAAGUAUCAUGCGGCCCCGGCUCCAGGAAACAUUUCCAUCAGCCAACAUGCAUAUGUAGCCCCUAUGACUGUUCCUAUAGGUAUCCAUGUUCCUGCAUGUGAUGCAAGAAAUGUUCCACAUGAUUCGAAUAGCAGCAUAAACAGCAAACCUGUGAAUGCAGCUCCUCAUUCCAGCCAUGGACUGACCUCUAACUCAGCAGCCUCCGAGCAGAGCCUGGCCACUGGUAGGUCUGAAACUGAUAGUACUGCAGGUACACAAAUCCAUCCUGGCACCCAAAUCCAAGGUGAUAACGUGACGAUUAAUGCAAGUGAUGGCGCCAGUUGCUUUGUCCCCAUCAUACGUAACUCAACAAUGCAGAGCUGCAAUAUAAAUGCGAAUAUUGGCUCCAACCAAAAAUAAGGAGUGAUGAAAAACUGCAUAACCACCGCUCAGGGACGAUGAUGCCUCUCACACCAACAGCACUGCAGAUAAUCAGGAGUCUGAGGAAGAUCCAAAGUGACUCUAAUGACAUAGAAAACACUGUUAGAACCAUCAGAGACCUCAGCCUGCACAAGUCUGCACAUAGAGCCACACAACGCUCUACUGUUUACUACCAACCACUUCAGGUCACAUAUUGUAUACAGGCCAGUCAUACCUCCACACUCAGGUUUGUUUACAAUAAAAGUACUUUAGUGUGUGUUUUACAUUAUAUUGUUUUCCCUGUGUAACAUUCCCUUCAGGCUCCUGAUCAUUCCAGCAUACCGAUGGAGAUACAGUAGUGAUUGUUGAUUGUCUAUUCGCUCUGUAUUUUCUCUGCCAGUUUUUUCUACUUUUUCUGAUGAAUUUUGGGCUUAAAGUCUUAAUAGCAUUUGAAUUUAUAACGUGGACUCUUUUUAUAUUCUUAUAAUGUAUUGCAUGCAUUGAGAGUGCGGUGGUGGGGCCACAGGGGGGGGUUUGUAAUUGUGACUACAAUAAAGAAACGCUUUGUCUUUGUACUCAUCACAUUGAGAAA
Molecule: messenger RNA, 2008 nt
Organism: Pygocentrus nattereri (red-bellied piranha)
Lineage: Eukaryota; Metazoa; Chordata; Actinopteri; Characiformes; Serrasalmidae
Product: transcriptional regulatory protein AlgP-like
Exons: 22
Coding region: 550-1416 (288 amino acids)
Biological process (GO): nucleosome assembly
Cellular component (GO): nucleosome
Molecular function (GO): DNA binding; structural constituent of chromatin
Source: RefSeq, a predicted model, not a curated record